Girardinichthys multiradiatus is the source of this 1513-nucleotide messenger RNA. Its product is annotated as C-type lectin domain family 4 member G-like. The transcript is spliced from 8 exons. Gene Ontology annotation, molecular function: signaling receptor activity. The coding region runs from base 48 to 1103 and encodes 351 amino acids. The record is from RefSeq and is a predicted model, not a curated record. NCBI's taxonomy places the organism in Eukaryota, Metazoa, Chordata, Actinopteri, Cyprinodontiformes, Goodeidae.
GUUGGUGCAGCCCAGCCUACAGUUAAUGUAUUACAUCCUUUUCAGCAAUGGAGAAAAAGCAUAUGCAUGUUCAACACAACAGACUUGUCAGCUCUGGUUAUUUAGGAACUUGCAGAGGUUCAGAGAAAUGCUUCCAUCUGAGUGUUAUUCUCUUUUUCGGACUGUUCAGCAUCUGCCUGCUCAUUGGACUGCUGGUCGCCAACGUUCAGUACAACGACGCUAAAAGUCAACUGACCAAGGAUCUUCAGGACUAUAAAAACAAACUUUCCUCCACAACUAAAGACAGAGACCAGCUCUUUAGCUUUCUCAAUGGACCAGCUAAAGAGCAAAGCAACUUGGCUAAACAGAAUAUUGACUCCAAAUGUAAUUCAAAUGAAGAACUCCUAAACAAUCUGACUGAGCGUCUCCAUGCCUGUAAUGAAACGCUUUUCAAAAUAACCAAAGAGAGAGACUAUCUGAACAUCCAGCUCGUGGAACAGCCUGAAGAGGCCUCCGGCCUUCAGAGUUUGUCUGAGCAGAAUGACUCCAAAUGCAAUUUGAAUGUAGAAAAUGAGCUCUCCACACUCUCAGACAAUCUGACUGCGCGUCUCAGAGACAGCGGUGAAACAAUUUCUUUUAUAUCCCAAGAGAGAGACCUGCUGAAUGUGAAGCUCGGAAAAACAACUAAAGAGUUAAAAAGGCUUUGCCAGUUGAUUGAAAACACAACAUGUCCUAAAGGAUGGAUUAAGUUCAAUUGUUCUUGUUACAAUAUCUUUGGUACUGGUUCCUGGGAUGAAGGCAGAGAGGACUGCAUAAGCAAAGGAGGAGAUCUGGUGGUGAUAGACAAUCCUGACGAACAGAAUUUUCUUUCUACAUUCAAGAUUGAGGCUUGGAUUGGUUUGGGCGACAAAGAAACUGAGGAAUCCUGGCGGUGGGUCGAUGGAACCUCUCUGAACUUUACGUUCUGGGAUGACAGUCAGCCUAAUAAGGGUAAGGAGGACGAGGAGGACUGUGUACUGGUCACAACGAAUGAUGGUGCCCCUUGGCAUGAUUUUCCAUGUAAUGCUGUCAGCGCGUGGAUAUGUGAAAAACUACCAAUAAUGUUCAUCCCAAAAAUGUUUUAAAAGAUUUUUUAUUCUGUAGCAACCAAGCAGACAAUACUAUAGUAUAAAGCUGACAUGUGAUGAAUUAGCAAACAGUGGGCUACCAGAAUGAACUGGAUAGCUUUUUUUUUUUUCUGUCAGCAGAAAAAGUAUUUACAUUUUGCUUUAAGUUCAAUUUAAAUUAGGAGAUAUUUGAGUUGUUAGAAGUAUUUUGAAUGAGGAUUUACAGAUAUUCUUGCUUAAUAUUGCUUUAAUAAACUAUAUUUAGCACCUGUCAAAGGGGAUUAUUUUAAGCUUUAACUGAUGUAUUUCAUGUGUUUUCUUAGACAGAUUCAGUUGGACCUGUUUUUGUCAUCAUUUAAAUGUUCAGUAUCUGACUGAACAAAUAAAUGAAUAUUGGCAAGUUUAUUAAAAAUCCAAAUCUAAAACCA